AUGGAUAGAUGGCUAAAACGUGACAGUUGCUGCAGCCGCAGUGGUGACGCAGAUGAAGGAAAUCAAACAGGUGCAAAGAAAAAGAAGACAGAUCUUCCUAAAAAUCGGCAGUUCAAGGAAGAUUAUGUGCUUUUGGGAUUUACUGCUACGAAUUCUGAUCCUCCAGAAGCUUUGUGCUUCUUUUGUGGGGAGAGGCUGGCCAACAGUAGUAUGAAACCAGCUCACCUCCAGUGUCACCAGAAAACAAAACACCAGUGUCAUGUUGGUAAACUGGCAGAAUUCUUCAAAAGAAAACUCUCUGAUUUUCAGGGCUCCCAAAAAGUACUUCAGAAAGCCACCACAACUUCAGAGAAGGCUCUGAAAGCAUCUUUAGCUGUAUCUCUAUUAAUUGCUAAAGCCAAAAAGCCAUUCAGUAUUGCUGAAGAACUUAUUUUGCCAGCUGUAGGUAUGAUGGCUGAAAUAAUGCUGGAUAAAAAGACAGCUGACCAACUAAAAGCAGUUCCUUUAAGUUUAUUACACCAAACUGUCUCUCGCAGGGUAAGUGAAAUGAGUGCCGAUAUUCAGGAUCAAGUUGUGAAUAAACUGAAGGCAAGCCAGUCAUUUUCUCUCCAAGUUGACGAAUCAACUGACAUCAGUGGGCAAGCUCAACUUGUCUCAUUUGUGAGAUAUAUUGAAGUAGAUGAUAUCAAGGAACACAUAUUAUUUUGUAAAAAAUUGGAAGAGCACACAACAGGGGAAGCUAUUUUCAAUGUCAUUAAUCAGUUCUUCACUGAACAAGGGCUUAGCUGGAAAUCUUGCAUGAGUAUGUGUACAGAUGCCGCCGCAUCAAUGACUGGCAAGGUGAAGGGACUGGUGGCAAGGAUUAAAAAGGAAAAUCCUGAUGUGGAAUGGACUCAUUGCAUCAUUCACAGAGAAUCUUUAGCAUCAAAGAAAAUGAGUUCACAGUUGCACGAGAUUCUGAAUGACGCCGUCAAAGUAAUCAACUUUAUAAAGUCAAGGCCACUUAAUACUCGUCUGUUUCACAGACUGUGUGAAAGCAUGGGGUCAGAGCACACAGAGCUAUUACUACACACAGAUGUGCGCUGGCUGUCGCGUGGGAGGAUACUCGCCAGAUUGUUUGAGUUGCGAGAUGAGGUAGCUUCAUUCUUAUCAGAACAUGGGUCUCCUUUUGCCACAUUUUUUGAAAAUACUACUUGGGUUGCACAACUGGCAUAUCUUACAGACAUAUUCAGCAAACUGAAUGAUUUAAAUAUGUCUCUGCAAGGUAAGGACACAAACAUUCUCAACCUGUAUGACAAAGUUGCUGGUUUUCAAAAGAAAUUAGGGCUGUGGAAGGAGACAUGCUCAGGGGGAUAUUUUACAUGCUUUCCUCUGUCAGAUGCCUACUUUUCCGAUAACAAUUAUGAGAAAGACACUGUGAAACCAGUCAUUGUGGAGCAUUUGACCAACCUUAUCAGUGCUUUUAAGUCUUACUUUCCUGGCAUACAUGAACAAUCAGUACAGCUGGACUGGAUUAGAAAUCCAUUCCUCUUAUCUGAACAAGAGAAGACGCUUCCUAUUUGCCUUCAGGAAACACUGAUAGAAGUGUGUGCGGACCGUGGCCUAAAACUGUUAUUUGAGAGAUCAAAUGUCACUCGCUUCUGGAGCUCUGUGAAGAAAUGGCCUUAG
This is a messenger RNA of Penaeus chinensis, 1668 nucleotides long. Its product is annotated as SCAN domain-containing protein 3-like. The coding region runs from base 1 to 1668 and encodes 555 amino acids. Lineage: Eukaryota; Metazoa; Arthropoda; Malacostraca; Decapoda; Penaeidae. The transcript has a single exon. The record is from RefSeq and is a predicted model, not a curated record.